AAAAAUACAAACUAGAAGUAUCGGGAAGUUUCUUCGUGUUUCCAUAUCCAGAAAUUUCUCGGCCAUACUCUGAAUCAUGUAUAAAUCACAAUCCCAGUCGGAAGUGACGAAUCAAAAUAACCGUUGAUAAAUUAGCAAAAUCGCAGACAGUCAAUCAAGCCAAGCAAAUUCUCCUUUCAAGUUACAUCAGUUUCAAAUAAACGUCGGAAGAUGUCGAUCAUUCCAAGUUUCUUCGGUGGCCGACGAAGCAGCAUCUUCGAUCCAUUCUCACUCGACAUCUGGGAUCCUUUCAAAGAUUUCCCAAUUUCAUCUUCGUCAGAUCAUGUUUCAAGUGAAACCUCUGCCUUGGUGAACACACGUGUGGAUUGGAAGGAAACCCCAGAAGCCCAUGUGUUUAAAGCCGAUCUUCCUGGGAUCAAGAAAGAAGAAAUCAAGGUGGAGGUGGAGGACGACAGGAUCCUACAAAUCAGUGGCGAGAGAAAUGUCGAGAAAGAAGAUAAAAACGAUACUUGGCAUCGUGUGGAGCGCAGCAGCGGGAAGUUCACCAGAAGGUUCAGGUUGCCGGAGAAUGCUAAGAUGGAUCAGGUGAAAGCAGCCAUGGAAAACGGAGUGCUCACAAUUACUGUCCCCAAAGAAGAAGUGAAGAAGCCCGAUGUGAAGUCCAUUGAGAUCUCUGGUUAAAGAAAUUCCACCGUCUACAAAGUUAUACAUAAUUAUGGGUGUAUAUUGCUGAGUCUACUUGGUUAUGUUUUGUUGUGGGUGUCGAUAAUUCUGGUGUAAUGUUGUUUUCUUUUGCAUUUGAAUCGUCCACCAUGUGUUCGAUGAAAUGCGUAGCAGGAUUGGUAUAUUGUCUUUGUAAUUUCGAUGAAGAAUAAAUAUAUGUUAUUGUUGGUAUUGUUGCAA
Messenger RNA from Lactuca sativa (garden lettuce), 903 nucleotides. RefSeq names its product 17.3 kDa class I heat shock protein. The record is from RefSeq and is a predicted model, not a curated record. Lineage: Eukaryota; Viridiplantae; Streptophyta; Magnoliopsida; Asterales; Asteraceae.